Molecule: messenger RNA, 660 nt
Organism: Chrysochloris asiatica (Cape golden mole)
Lineage: Eukaryota; Metazoa; Chordata; Mammalia; Afrosoricida; Chrysochloridae
Gene: BTNL3
Product: butyrophilin-like 3
Exons: 2
Coding region: 1-660 (219 amino acids)
Molecular function (GO): protein binding
Source: RefSeq, a predicted model, not a curated record
AUGGAUAUUUCUAGGAGAUACCAGGCUCUUCAGACCUCACAUGAGCUAGAAGCCAUGGUUGUGUUUGCACUAUACACAUUUCUGUGGUUGACUACUGAGUCUUUUCUUUCUGUUUCAGGGAAAUUCCAGAAAGAACUAGUGGAGGUGACUCUGGACCCAGACACAGCUCAUCCCCAGCUCCAUAUUUCUAAUUGGACAGCUGUAACCCAUAAAGAUGAUCCUCAGGAGGUGCCUGACUCAGAGAAGAGAUUUACAGAGUGGAAGUCUGUUGUGGCUUUUCAGAGUUUCUCCUCAGGGAAACAUUACUGGGAAGUUGAUGUGGGACACCAGAAAGAGUGGUGUUUAGGAGUAUGCCGGGAUGAUGUGAACAGGAAGCUUGCUGAGUCUAUAUCUACCAAAAUUGGUUACUGGAUCUUUGGACUGACCACAAACGGAUAUUUUACAUUCAACCCCCACAAAAUUGCCCUGUCCCCAUGCAUCAGUCCUACACGAGUGGGGAUCUUCCUAGACUGUGAGGGUGGGACCAUAUCCUUCUUCAAUAUAAAUGAUAAGUCUCUCAUUUAUACCCUGACAUUUCAAUUUGAAAAAAAAUUGCGCCCUUACAUUGCAUAUUGGUCACAUCACAGUGAAAAACCCCUAGUCAUUUGUACAAUGUCCUGA